Messenger RNA from Nezara viridula (southern green stink bug), 1476 nucleotides. The record is from the annotation of a GenBank genome assembly. NCBI's taxonomy places the organism in Eukaryota, Metazoa, Arthropoda, Insecta, Hemiptera, Pentatomidae.
UUUAAAUUUAGUGUUGUGAACAACGUGGGUCUAGGAGUAGGUUAUUUACAAUUGUGAUUUUUUAAUAAAUGUAAUUUUUCUUUUCUUUGAUUUUGUUCCGUGAAGGUGACAUAAUGACGUCUAACAUUCAAACUAUUCAGCUUCAAAUUAGAUUUCUAACUAAACAAGAACAAUAUGCAGUUCCUGACAUUCCUUUUGCUGUAGAUUCCACUAUUACUACUGAUGAACUUAAUUCAUUAGUAAACCAAUUGAUUAAAGAGAAUUCAAAGGAGAUUUACAAGAAGAUAGAAUUUGAUUUUCUUGCUGGUGAUCACUUCAUAAGGACAGACUUAGGACAACAUAUUGCUUCCAGAGGAUUGUCCAGUGAAACAGUUAUUGAUGUUGAGUAUGUCGAAAGGCUUCCAGCUCCUGAACCUCAAGACUGCCUAUUACAUGAUGACUGGGUGUCUGCAGUUGAUGUUUGUAACGAUUGGAUACUGAGUGGAUGUUAUGAUUACACUGUUCACCUGUGGUCUAAAAAAGGGAAGCAUAAAUUGACUAUUCCUGGUCACACCAAAGCAGUCAAAGCAGUAUCUUGGAUUUCAGAAAAUGAAGACAGUGCAACUUUUGUAAGUGUUUCCCAUGAUCAAACUGCACUUUUAUGGGAAUGGAAUAUGAAAGAUAAUGUUGUCGAAUGUGUACAUGUCUGUCGGGGUCAUGCUAGAGGAAUAGAAUGUGUUGGUGUAAGUACUGACAAAACUAAGUUUGCAACUGGUGCUUGGGACAAUAUGCUGAAAAUUUGGACCACAUCAAUGGAAGAAAAUUUUGGAGAAGAUGAAGAUGGUGAAACAGACAGUAAAAGACCUAAAAAGGAAGGAAAAUCACAAGUUAGAACUCCUAAAAUGACUUUGAAAGGUCACAGGGAAGCAGUAUCCGGUCUCUGCUGGCUCAAUUCAUCUGAACUUGUAACAUCUAGUUGGGAUCAUACUCUGAGGACUUGGGAUAUUUCAGUUGGUGCAAGCGUUUCUCAAAUUUCUGGCAAUAAAGCUUUCUUUGAUGUUAACUAUUCUAGUUUAUCUGGACUCCUGAUCACAGGUUCAGCUGACCGCCAUGUAAGGCUGUAUGAUCCUAGAUCUACAGAGGGAGGAAUAUGCAAAUCUACUUUUACCUCUCAUGAUGCCUGGGUAAUGUGUGUCAGAUGGUCACCAACAGAUGAAAGACUAUUUAUUUCAGGAUCCCAUGAUGCAAAAUUGAAACUUUGGGAUAUUAGAAGCCCCAGUGUUCCUCUUUUUGAUAUGGUUGGUCAUGAAGACAAAAUACUAUGCUGUGACUGGACCUUCCCUGACCUCAUUGUUUCUGGUGGAACAGAUAAUACUUUAAGAUUGUACAAAACAUCAGAUUUUAAGUCAUUAAGUUAAUGAGAAGAUUAUGAUUAUUUAAUUUUAAUGUGAUGUAAAUAUUAAUUUUUAAGACUUUCAAUAAAUAUUUCUAUCUUCA